UCCUUCACUCCAUAAAAUUAGGCAAAAAGAGUGAUAGAUGAAAAGUUAAACAAGAGUUGCCAAACUUUCAAGAACAAAUUUUUAUGAUAAAAAGAAAAGAAUAAUAGGAACCAAUUCAUACCCACAUUCGAUUCCGAGACUGCAAAUCUAUGGCUUCCUCUUCUUCGAAUCCCCAACUCCUCCUAACACCAUUUUUACCUUCAUCUUCAAUCCCAAAACUCGAUUUCCCCCCUCCAUUACUGAAUCCAUCAAGGAGGAAAAAGAAAGGGGCUUUGGCUAUGGCAGCUGCGGCUAAUUCAGCCGCUGAUAAGCCACCCAGAUUGGUCACUUUCUUGGGUAAAGGCGGUUCUGGUAAAACCACCUCUGCUGUUUUCGCUGCUCAGCAUUAUGCUAUGGCAGGACUCAAAACCUACUUGGUUAUACAUUCCCAAGAUCCUACAGCCGAAUAUCUUCUGAACUGUAAGAUUGGCACAUCUCCUGUUGCAUGCAAUGCCAACCUUUCAGCUGUGAGAUUGGAAACUACAAAAAUGCUUCUUAAACCCUUAAAUAGACUAAAGGAAGCAGACACUCGUCUUAAUAUGACACAAGGAAUUCUUGAAGAGGUGGUAGGACAAGAGCUAGGUGUGUUACCCGGGAUGGAUUCGAUCUUUUCAGUUUUGGAACUUGAAAGGCUAAUAGGAUUCUUUGGAAAUGUUACUCAAGGGAACAGUCAAAAGGAGAAAUUUGACAUUAUAAUUUAUGAUGGUAUGAGCACUGAAGAAAUGAUUCGGAUGAUAGGUGCAACCAGCAAAGCAAGAUUGUACUUGAAAUAUCUGCGUAAGUUAGCAGAAAAGACCGAUUUUGGGAGGUUGGCAGGCCCUUCUCUCCUGAGAUUUGUCGACGAAGCUAUGAGUUUAAGUGGCAGAAAUUCGAAUCUGAAUGGGAAAAUGAGUUCCGAGAUAUGGGACUUUCUAGAUCAAACAUUAGAGAGAGGAUCUUCUAUCAUUGCAGAACCCGAUAAAUUUGGCUGCUAUGUUGUGGUGGACCCCAAAAGUUCCGCGUCUUUGGCUUCUGCAUUACGCUACUGGGGCUGUGUUAUCCAAGCAGGCGCCCAGGUCUCUGGUGCACUCGCUUUUGCAUCGCCAAAUGAUGCUGCUGGAUUAAGGGAAAAAGUCGAUAAGAGCUUUUCGCCUUUGCCCUACACUUUCAUUCCACAUCUCUCGGUAGAUACCCGCCUAGAAUGGAAUCAUAUAAUGCAGGAUGCUUGUAGUGAGGAUGCCCGCAAACUUCUUGCUGUUACAAGCCAUGGGACGAGGAUCCAUCCUGUUAAGUUUGAUCCGACCAAUAAAACUGUCACACUUCUCAUGCCUGGUUUUGACAAAUCGGAAAUCAAACUAUACCAAUUUAGAGGGGGAUCUGAGCUGUUGGUCGAGGCAGGUGAUCAAAGACGCGCCAUUUUUCUGCCCUCGAAGCUUCAAGGCAAGGUCGUAGCUGCCAAGUUUAUCGAAAGAAGUCUUGUUAUAACCAUGCAAUAACAAAAAAGCUUCAAGCUCUAAGGUUCUCUUCUUUCCUUGCUUCAAGUGCCCUUUGAUGUACCAAAACUGUUGAGAAAUUCAUGAAUUUUGUUUUGGACAAAUGGUUGCUGUAAUCUAUGCAUCUCUGUAUUUCUGGUAAGCUGAAGGUACAAUAUGAAUGUUGUUUCCUA
Ipomoea triloba (trilobed morning glory) is the source of this 1684-nucleotide messenger RNA. RefSeq lists its product as uncharacterized. The transcript is spliced from 7 exons. Bases 150 to 1514 code for a protein of 454 amino acids. NCBI's taxonomy places the organism in Eukaryota, Viridiplantae, Streptophyta, Magnoliopsida, Solanales, Convolvulaceae. The record is from RefSeq and is a predicted model, not a curated record.